CUCUGCCAAUUUAUUGGAGGUGAGGGCGGGACGGGAAAAUCACGGAUCAUCGGAGCGGUCGCGGCGCUGUUCGCGAGGAAGGGGAUCCCGCACCGCCUACUGGUUACAGCGACCUCGGGAACGGCGGUAGCCAAUAUUGAUGGGGUUACUAUCCAUUCCGCGUGCGGGUUCUCGAAAGACACGACUCGGUCGGUGGGUCGGAGUACGGACCUGGAGAGAUUCGCGCCUAGGAGUUCAACUAAUCUCCGCGUCGAUGGACGAAGCCGGGCCGUGUGGUAGGAAAAGCUCCUGCUCAUUAUCGACGAGGUCAGUAUGCUGGGUGCGCGGACGCUGUAUAUGGUAAACGAACAGCUGUGCCGACUUCGAGGGUAUGCGGACGACUUUGGCGGGAUCCCGAUUAUCGUGUUCUGCGGGGAUUUCCGCCAGUUCCGCCCGGUCCAGGAGCGGUCCAUCCUUCUCCCCAGCCAAGUUAUUGCGUGGACCGACGAUACAGCUUUCCGAGCAGAGCAGAGGCACCAGCACGACAAAGCGCACGCGCUGUGGAACAAGUUUACUACGGUCGUGAUGCUCGACGAACAAGUCCGUGCCGCCGGAGAUCCACGACUCCAGCAACUCCUCAGGCGGAUCCGGCACGGCGUACAAGAUCAGUCCGAUAUGGAUUUUCUGAACGACACGUGCUACCAGGAAGGUCGACGUAUCCCAUGGGAGUCCGGCAUCACGGUUAUCACGCCGCUGAAUCGGAACCGCUGGAAUCUGAACGUCGAAGCCACGCUGUCCUUCCAACGCCAAAGGCAAAGCGUGCUUCGGAUUUUCAUGUCCGAGCACAAGUGGAAAGAUGGCCAGCCUACGGAGGAGGAGGCCCUAAUGCUGUUAAGUCAGGGGGACGACAGCGCCAUCCCCGUCCCCGCCAUCUUUAUGUUCGUCCAGGGGAUGCCCAUCACCGUAAAUCAAAACACCCACCAAGGCCUGAAGCUGGUCAAUGGCGCCCGCUAUACGGCGUUAGACGUCAUCCUCGACCUGAAAUUCCCCGGGCAUCGCGUCAACGCCGAUACCAUGCUCCACUUCGGGCCUCCGGCCGGGAUCGUGCUGGCGUCCGAGACGACGAGAGACUACGAUUUCAGAAAGCGGCCGUGGCAGAUGCACGCCGUCAGCCGGCGAGGAUUACCGUGCGCAGCGGCGUUCGCCUCUACGGAUUAUAAGGUGCAAGGAAAGACGUUAGACCGAGUGGCGCUAGAACUUCGCGGCGCGAGGACGACGAACAUCGAUGGCCAGGCCGUUCCCAGUCAAUGCGAUGCCUACGGCCUAUACGUACAACUAUCGCGCUGCCCAUCCCUAGAUGGGAUCAUGCUUCUGUCUCGAGCGCGAGAAAGGGACAUUAUCGGUAAUCGAGUGCCCGAGCCUAUGGUCGCCGCCGAGAAUAGGCUAGAACGGCUGAGCGAGGGGAUGAUUUAAGACGCGGAACGUUGGGACUGGUCAAUAGAAGAGGGAUGGACGGUACAUUAAGGGGAAGUAAACGCGGCCUAGAUAUACAAAGUAGAUUGGCUAGCAGAGCGCAAAUAGGGCGAGAGACAUUGAAAACCGACCCUUUGUAACAUUGAUCGCUUAAUGAUGGGGAGACUUCGCCUCUUUUUUUUCCCUCGCAUCCCUCCUCUUUUUCUCGAGUCUUUAUGAUCGGAGUCAGUCUUGACAAUCAGAGUCAAGUCUCAACGAUCGGAUUGAGUCCCGACGAUCGGACUCAGUCAGGCGCGGGGUCAGAAUCAGGCGGUGUCAGCGAACGGCGAGUGAACGAUGCCGAGCGUGUAG
Messenger RNA from Eremomyces bilateralis CBS 781.70, 1803 nucleotides. RefSeq lists its product as uncharacterized. NCBI's taxonomy places the organism in Eukaryota, Fungi, Ascomycota, Dothideomycetes, Eremomycetales, Eremomycetaceae. The transcript is spliced from 2 exons. The record is from RefSeq and is a predicted model, not a curated record. Bases 313 to 1452 code for a protein of 379 amino acids.